AUGACAAAACUAGCCUUAAUUCUCUCUCUUUGCAUCAUUUUCACAACUUUCAUCUCUUCAUCUUACUCCAUUUCCUCUUGCAAUGGCCCAUGCAAAUCGUUAAACGAUUGCGAUGGGCAAUUAAUAUGCAUUAAAGGAAAAUGCAACGAUGAUCCUGACGUUGGAACCAGUAUUUGUGGAGGAGGAGGAGGAAGUUCUCCUUCUCCUCCAUCUACUGGCUCAACGUCAGGUAUGCUAACCCUUAACGACUUUAGUGAAGGUGGAGAUGGAGGUGGUCCAUCAGAAUGUGACGAGAAAUAUCAUGAUAACAACGAAAGAGUAAUCGCGUUGACUACUAGAUGGUACGAUAAUGGUUCAAGGUGUGGGAAAAUGAUACGUAUUCGAGCCAAUAAAAAUGGAAAGAGUGUAACGGCUAAGGUUGUGGAGGAAUGUGACACAAAAGAUGGUUGUAAAAAUAAUGUAGUGGAUGGUUCAAUUGCUGUGUGGAGAGCUUUGGGAUUGGAUACUGAUGAGGGAAGAGUUCCUAUUACAUGGUCCAUGGCCUAG
This is a messenger RNA of Solanum pennellii, 546 nucleotides long. Its product is annotated as kiwellin-like. The record is from RefSeq and is a predicted model, not a curated record. The transcript has a single exon. NCBI's taxonomy places the organism in Eukaryota, Viridiplantae, Streptophyta, Magnoliopsida, Solanales, Solanaceae. Bases 1 to 546 code for a protein of 181 amino acids.